Sphaerodactylus townsendi is the source of this 5497-nucleotide messenger RNA. Its product is annotated as GDNF-inducible zinc finger protein 1-like. The transcript has 6 exons. Lineage: Eukaryota; Metazoa; Chordata; Lepidosauria; Squamata; Sphaerodactylidae. The record is from RefSeq and is a predicted model, not a curated record. Gene Ontology annotation, molecular function: protein binding. The coding region runs from base 319 to 2454 and encodes 711 amino acids.
AGAAGCCGCCUCACAGCCUAAACUUCCGGUCUUCUUUCCUCUCUGCGCGUUGAGUGGCACCUCUAUGGUCAAGCAAACACACACACACACCACGCUUCCCUAUUUUGAGCUGGUCAACGGCUGAGCGGAUGUGCCCGCAAGGACCCCCAUUCUCUUCAGAUUCCUCGUUCGCGACGGUGAUGUGUCGUGACGUCAUCGUGGAAGGGAAGAGCAGAGGUGCCGUUGCCGGAUGUGACGGCGGCAGGAGGGUCUUCCGCCCCGAGGCUGCAGAGCUGGCCAGACGCGGGGCUGGCUGUCAUUUUUUAAGAAAGGAGGAAGAUGGAAAGUAAUGCCGUUCUUCUGGAAUCGAAAUCCUCGCCCAUCAACCUUUUGAACGAAAUGCACCAGCUGCGUCUCCUGGGCCACCUCUGUGAUGUGACUGUGAGUGUGGAGUAUCAAGGGGUAAGGGCUGAGUUUGUGGCUCAUAAGGCCGUGCUGGCAGCGACGAGCAAGUUUUUCAAAGAGGUCUUUCUGAACGAAAAGAGCAUGGAAGGACCGAGGACGAAUGUCUUCUUGAACGAGGUCCAGGUGGCUGACUUUGCAUCUUUCCUGGAGUUUGUCUAUACUGCCAGGGUGGAAGUUGAAGAAGAUCGGGUGCAGCGUAUGCUGGAGAUUGCCGAGAAGCUCAAGUGCUUGGAUUUGUCGGAGACCUGCUUUCAGCUCAAGAAGCAGAUGCUCGAAUCGGUGUUGUUGGAGCUGCAGAAUUUUUCUGACUCGCAAGAUGCUGAAGAGGUCAGCAGAUCCCAGCAAAGCAGUCAGCUUGAACCCAAGGCGAUUCUGGAAGAGCAAGGGGACAGCGCAGACUGCUUUGCGAACUCCCCUCUUGGAAGGCCAAGGGAUGGAGAAGGCCUCGAGGCGCCCGCUGCAAAACUCAAGGAGAAAUUAGACCAGAAGAAAGAAGCCCUGAAGACCCCCUGUGCCAAAAUCAGGAGGGCCAGCGGACGGCUGGCUGGCAGAAAAGUGUUUGUGGAAAUACCUAAGAAAAAAUACACCCGGCGCCUGCGUGAACAGCAGAAGUAUGAGGCAGCUGCCGCUGAGGCAAGCCUGCUGUCCAAAGACCCCAGUGUACACGAGAAAGUGCGGGAAGAAGAGGAAGACGAGGAGGAGGAAGAGGAAGAAGAAAGAGCAGCAGGCAGCUUGAAGCUCGAAAACAAAGGGUGCGCCGGCCCUGGCGAACUGGAGGCCAACUCAAACAAAUCCGAGGACGACAAAAAGAACCGCGGCGGCAACUUCACGUGCAGCACCUGCGAGAGAGAGUUCUUCUACCAGAAGAGCUUCCUGAAGCACAUCCGGCACAGCCACGGCAUCGCAGCCGAAAUAGUUUACCGCUGCGAGACCUGCGGGCAGACCUUUGCCAACCGCUGCAACCUGAAGAGCCACCAGCGCCACGUCCACAGCAGCGAACGCCGCUUCCCUUGCGAGCUCUGCGGCAAGAAGUUCAAGAGGAAGAAGGACGUCAAGAGGCACAUGCUGCAGGUCCACGAGGGUGGGGGGGAGCGUCACCACUGCCUCCAGUGCGGAAAGGGGCUGAGCUCCAAAACGGCCCUCCGGCUCCAUGAAAGGACGCACACAGGUGACAAGCCUUAUGGGUGCACAGAGUGUGUGGCUAAGUUUUCUCAGCCCUCGGCACUUAAAACCCACAUGAGAAUCCACACCGGUGAAAAGCCUUUUGUUUGUAGCGAUUGUGGAGCGAGGUUCACACAGAAUCACAUGCUUAUAUAUCAUAAAAGAUGCCAUACAGGAGAACGACCUUUCAUGUGUGAAACGUGCGGGAAGAGUUUUGCCUCAAAGGAGUAUCUGAAGCACCACAAUCGAAUCCACACCGGGUCCAAGCCUUUUAAAUGUGACGUCUGCUUCCGAACGUUUGCACAGAGGAAUUCGCUGUAUCAGCACAUUAAAGUUCAUACAGGUGAGCGUCCUUACUGUUGCGAUCAAUGCGGCAAACAGUUCACCCAGCUCAAUGCCCUGCAGCGACACCAUCGGAUUCACACAGGGGAGAAGCCGUUCAUGUGCAACGCUUGUGGUCGGACGUUUACAGACAAGUCUACUCUCCGGAGACACACCUCGAUUCACGAUAAAAACACACCCUGGAAGUCUUUCCUUGUCAUCGUCGGAGCCUCCAAGAACGACGACAACCAGAAGACCGAGCUGCCCGAUGAAGAAUACGACGUGGCGCGCUCUAAAAUAUCGCAGAAGCUCCUGUCUUUCCCAGAAAACGGGCACUAUCAGAACCUCACUGCUAUUCAAGGGAACAUGACCGCUCUGCACGAGAAUGGCUCUCCCACGGUAACAGACUGCAAAUCAGCGGGGUCCCAAGAAGCCCCACUGGGUACCACUUUGCAUGAUCUCACAGUAUUGCACACCGCAACAGACUCUCUGCAGCCACCUCUUCACACUUUAGUGAACAUCGAAUAGCAUCACCUUCUUGGCACAAAAUCUGAGCCAGGAAUAGGUCUGUCUUAUCAUGUAGACUCUGCUUACCACCCGUGGUCUGUUCUGGAACUGAACCAAACUAGCGCUCUGGAAUGCCUCUCACUGCAGAGUUCUGUCUACUUGUUCUAAUUCUUCAGGAUACAAUUACUCUCUUGUUCUUGUCUGUAUAAUUUAAAAGUUCUCGUGCACCCCGGAAAGCCGUAGGACAAGCAAAGGGAUUAUCCAUGGUUCUGAUCCCUAUUUCCACCUUCCUUAUAUUUGGCACCGUGGUUUCUUGGCUAUGGAUAGAAUGAAGGGUGUCCUGUUUUUCAGUGAUCCCCUGCUUGUCUGGUUCACAUGGGUACUGCAUUCGUAUGUCACUUCCUAUGCAUUCGUAUGCAAAUAACAUGUGAAAUCCUGCAGCACAGUCUUUUUCUGGACUCCCAAAUCCAAUGCAAUUUGAAUGUCCUUUUUAUAUUAAAGAAAACAUAACCCGCUUUAUUAAACCGGUGGUGGGAAUUUCUAAAGCUGUUUUUCCAAACAGGGCUGCUUUGGGGAAAUGUUUUGAAGAACACUUCUUUUUGCCAAUGAGAUGACGCUACAUUGCCCUAGUAAAACCCACACCAACACUCUGCUGUCACACUUGACAAUUCCAGUAGUUUGGUGAGGAUUACGGAGUCACAUGACCGAAUUCUGUCCAGAGUAGCCAGGGGAAUUCUCUGAGCGUUUCACUGCAUUGUUGAGCAUUCCUCCAGAGCAAGGGUCUGCAACCUGCAGCUCUCCAGAUGUUCAUGGGCUACACUGGCCAUGGUGGCAGGGGCUGAUGGGAAUUGUAGUCCACGAACAUCUGGAGAGCUGCAGGUUGCAGCAGACCCCUGCUCCAGAGUCAUGGGCUCACUGCAAGCAUCGCCCCUCUCCUGCUCUCUCUUCCUGGUCCCCACUAUUCUUCUGGCACAACUGUGAUGUGUUAGUAAUGUUGUUUCCUGCCACUUCAGGUACAGGCAAUGAAAAGGAUGUUCACAGGCAAUGGGGUGGGAUCCACACUAAAUUUUCCCUCAGUGGAACAGAAUAUUCCUGCCUUUCCUGUCCCACGGCAGGCCACUGAUUGCCACAAAAUGCUGCUGCAGAAAGGUGGUUUUUUUUAAAUGUAAGUUGCCAGUUUAGUCUGGAUCCAACCCAAUGUGCUUCUGACCUGUUCUCUGUCCCACAAGCAUAGUUCUGAAUUUCUCACUUCAGUGCCCCCACUUCUGUGGAUCAAGCACAUGGCCAUGAGAUAGACCAGUCUGUGUAAUUUUGUUGACAGGCUAGUUGUAGAGUUUGGAACUAACUGAAAUUCGGUCGAGUCGCCAGCACAUCUGGGAAUAAGUCUUUUACAGUUUCACGCAGAUCUGAGUGAACGCUGUUUUACACAAUUGAUACAAAUGUUCUCAAUUCAGACUUCUGGCUGCGACUUGAAUUUUUCUGGGCACCCGUUUAUCUCCGCUAAUGUUUGUAUCAAAGGCUACAAAACCUCUUGGAGAAUUCACAUGGCAGCCCUGACUGGCAUUCCAAAUACUGCUUAACCGGAAGACAGAGCAAUGGACAUCUCCAUCUAACAUUUCACAAAAUGGGUGUGCGAAAAACUUGUUGCUUCAUUGAACUGCGGCUGAGCUAGGAAACGAGGCCGUGCAAUACAACCAAGGCAAACCGGUUGCCAACAUUUCAGUGAAUUCCACAAUCUCACGAGAAAAUAUUGUUUUCCUUCAUCGUAGCAGUUACGGGAGUGAAGGAUUAUUUUGUAUUUGCUAUUAAUAUAACAAUACUGUGCCUUUUUAUUUUUGAAUUCAGAAAAAAAAAAGUUGAAGUGCCAAAUCAAAAGCAUGGUGAAAUCUGACUUUCCAUUCCAUUCCAACCAGACUCCCAACUUGCUAGUAUAAUUGUUAAGAGCAAUCCCUUCCUUAAUUUUAUACACCACAUUAAGUAUUACUCAUGAGAGCUCAUGGGGUCUGGUUUCAUCCAGCUACCCUUGACGUCUGAACACAGACAAUGCGAUGGAAGCUCAGUGUUUUUGCCUGGGACAGUGUUAUAAUGGAAGAGAGAAUGUUACAACAGCAGGAAUGUUAAGAGUCCUUUUUGAAACAUACUGUUUCUUUCUGCCUUUGCUACUGUGCUGAAGACUUGAGCUGUCUUCGCUUUUUCUGCCAUGCUGCAGUUUUCUUUGGUUUUCCUUUAAAAAGGGGGGGGGGGCAGAUAUUUUGAUUCAGGACUUUGCUGAAGACGUGGUGUUGAUUAUAAUCUCAUGCUUAAUUAAACAGAGCCCAUGUAAAAGUCACAAGGGGGCUUUGCAUUUCCAUCUCUGGCUGAUUUAAGUGGCUAAUCGUGACAGUGUUCUAAGAGAGAGAGGCAGAAACUAUUAACACCGUCAUGCUGUUUCUACAGGCGUUCUGUUCACAGGGACGGUAUAUGAGAGCAAGUUGUUUUCUGAAGGCUGUGUUGGGUUCUGUCUCAUUUAGCAUUAGGUAUUAUUCAGGGUUUAAUUAUCCCUCUGGAGGAUCCAGCCCGCGAUUUUUUUCUUUUUUGGUUUUGACAGUUCUGCUCUGAAUUCAUUUGGCCAAGCUUAGUUUUUUGUUUUUUUCUAGUUGUCAUCUUCACCCCUUAGGCUAUGGACCACUUAGAAAUAUCCCUAGCCAACCCCAAGUAGCACAAAGAUCUACGAUUCUACUCUUUUUAUUUGCUGAAAGACGAAGCAAUAAAAGGUCAAUGGUGUGAGGGUUUGUUUUGCUUUUGGUAAACCCCUUUAAUUCCUUGUGUUUUUGUUCAAUCCAUUAAAAGGGACGUUCUUAGGGGGGAAAAAAGUGAACUUCCAAGAGGUUAUAUUUAAAAUAUUUAUUUUGUAAGCCAUGUGCUCCUUUUUGGACUAUGGAAUUUUAAGUGCAAAGGAUUUGUAGUGAAUAUUUAAAUCUUUUAUUGUUGGUAUUUUGAGAUAGGGAAUUUUUUUAAUGUACUCCAUGAAGAAGUGGGUUUGACUUGUAUAAACUGGUAAGCCCUAUUAAAAGGAUUUAAAAUA